Messenger RNA from Phaedon cochleariae (mustard beetle), 1929 nucleotides. NCBI's taxonomy places the organism in Eukaryota, Metazoa, Arthropoda, Insecta, Coleoptera, Chrysomelidae. The record is from the annotation of a GenBank genome assembly.
AUGGUUAUGAAUCAUCUAUUACAUAUUAGCAACAUAUUUAAUUUUCAGGAAUCUUAUUUAUUCAUUCAAAUAGUUUUCCUGACGUGGAUAUCACAAAGUCACCAGUUUUAUGUACCGGGCAUGGCCCCAACAGACUUCAAAAAGGGAGACCUCAUAGAAGUGAAGGCAGUGAAAAUGACCAGUAUCAACACCCUGCUACCUUAUGAGUAUUAUUCCCUACCUUUUUGCCUGCCUAAAGGAGGCUCUGAUGCCAUACACUACAAAUCUGAGAAUUUAGGGGAAGUUCUGAGAGGUGACAGAAUUGUGAACACUCCCUAUGUGGUCAAGAUGGCUGAGACAGUUUCGUGCAGUUUACUCUGCAAUUCUCCUGACAAACCAAUUCAUUGGGGUGUUGGGGAGUCUCAAAUUGUCAUUGACAGGAUACAACAUGAAUAUUUUGUACAUUUGUUGGUAGAUAACUUGCCUGCUGCCACACAAAUCAUCAAUUCAGACCUCAAUGAAGUUUUAUUUGAACAUGGCUACAGAUUAGGAAAUACAGUGGGAGAUAGAAAUUUCAUCAACAAUCAUUUGAAGCUGACUCUACUAUAUCACAAACCACAACCUGAUAUAUACAGAGUGGUGGGUUUUGGCAUCCAAGCCAAAUCAGUGGCCUUGGAGGAAUUGAAAUUCACUGAUGGAAAAUCAUGUGAGUUUCCAUCCAAACCAUCACCACAAAUUGUGGACCCUGUAGGUGGCACUAAACUAUUUUUCACUUAUGAAGUGGAGUGGGAGGAAUCUUCUGUAAGCUGGGCAUCUAGAUGGGACACAUAUUUGGUCAUGAGUGAUGCCCAAAUCCAUUGGUUCUCCAUUAUAAACAGUAUUGUUGUCAUUUUCUUCUUAGCAGGCAUUUUGACGAUGAUAAUGGUCAGGACACUAAGAAGAGACAUCGCGAAAUAUAAUGCCGACGAAAGUUAUGACGAAACGAUCGAAGAAACUGGUUGGAAACUUGUCCAUGGCGAUGUUUUCAGGCCUCCCAAAAAUUCACGAUUAUUCGCCGCCUUGAUAGGAUCAGGCAUCCAAAUUUUCCUCAUGUCACUAAUAACCAUUUUUUUUGCUAUGUUGGGCAUGCUCUCCCCAGCGUCACGUGGGGCCUUAACUACAGCCGCUAUUACUUUCUACAUGAUUCAUGGCGCUGUUGCCGGUUACUUUUCCGCCAGGUUGUACAAGACCAUGAAAGGACGAGAAUGGAAACGGGCAGCUUUUCUAACAUCCGUCCUCUACCCUGCUGUGGUCGGCCUGACUUGCUUCUUCCUCAACUUCUUCAUAUGGGGCAAAGCCAGCAGCGGGGCUGUACCCUUCGCCACCAUGAUCAGCCUGCUGCUGAUGUGGGUGUUCAUCUCGCUGCCGCUGGUCUAUCUCGGCUACUAUUUCGGGUAUAGGAAGCAGCCCUAUCAGCACCCGGUGCGGACCAAUCAGAUCCCGAGGCAGGUGCCGGAACAGCACUGGUACAUGAAUCCGUUUUUGUGUACUCUGAUGGCCGGAAUUCUACCUUUUGGUGCCGUUUUCAUAGAACUGUUCUUCAUAUUCACCGCCAUAUGGGAAAACCAGUUCUACUACCUCUUCGGUUUCCUCUUUUUGGUUUUCGUCAUACUGGUCAUAUCCUGCUCCCAAAUAUCCAUAGUUAUGGUAUAUUUCCAGCUUUGUGGUGAGGACUACCACUGGUGGUGGCGGAGCUUCAUCGUAUCAGGAGGCAGCGCCCUCUACAUCAUGGGCUACUCCUUCUUCUAUUUCAUGACCAAGCUCGAGAUCACCGAGUUCAUACCCAUCCUGCUCUACAUGGGCUACACGGGCCUGAUGGUGUUCACCUUUUGGGUGCUGACCGGAACCAUCGGCUUCUUCGCGGCGUACGCUUUCGUCAGGAAAAUAUACGCGGCCGUCAAAAUCGACUAG